UUUAGAGCAGUUACAGUAAUGGGGAAAUUUAUGCCCUACUAUUUAUUAACCUACUGCUCUUAGCUUAUUAUUCAAGAAUCAAAUUAAGUGCGUCGGGAAUAAGUGUUUGAUUUGAAAAUGACCAGCAAUGCUGUGAAUAAUCGAUGCGAGAACUGUUUGGAAUUACAGCGCUCGCUAGUCAAGACUUUGGGCGAAAAACGAUCGUUGCUAUUAAGGUUACAGAAGGAACAAUCGAGAGUUAGAAAACUGUUGAGAGAAGCUGAAAAGGGAAAGAAAAGAGAUGGGGAGGAGCCGUCAAACUCAAGGGAUGAUUCUAGAUCUGUUUCAGGUGAAAGCGGUGGAGAAUGUCUGGAAUGGCAACUGAACGAGGUUAUGGAAGUCAACAAGAAGUGGAAAGAAGACUACGAUGCUAUGAAGAUAAAAUAUCAGACAGAGAAUGAAAUGCUUCAAAAGGAACUGGAUUUGACCAAAGAAAAACUUGCAAAUUCAGAAACACAGGUCCUUGCUCUGGGAACUGAAGUUUCAAGGCUUGCUGCUACUUUAAAUGAACUGUAUCAAGGACAGAAACCUUCACCGCAGUCACCAUUCCUAGAUCUGAAUGAUUUUGAAGUAUUUAAACAACAGAUACAAGCGUAUGAGGAAGAUUUCUCAAAUGAGAGGAGAGACAGAGAAAGAGCACAAGGUGAAAAAGAUAACCUUCAGCAGCAGCUUUUAGAUGCUCAAGACCUCAUUGCCACAUUGACACAAGAGCUUGCAAUCUACAAAAGUCAGCUAAAUGAAUGCCGACAGGAAACAAGUGGACUACGUCGCCAUAGUUCAGAUCCUUCAUUGUUCAUGUCUAGCCCUCAGUUACAGAUUGUCUACCCUGCAAGUAGCUCAAUGUCACCCUCUCAGUGGCAGCGAAGACAGGAACAGCUAAAAAGGGGUAUUCUCACAAGAGGUGGAGGCCACCCUAGUUUGUUCUAUGGAGGAGAUGUAGAAGUGGACAAACACAGGACUUGAUUGACUUUCUUGGCUUUCUUACUGUUGCUGUAACAAGGAACUAGAACAAAGCAUCUAUAUUUAUUAUCAUUAGUAAUGUUACUGUUAUUAUCAAUUAUUAUAGUUGAUUCUCAUCAGUUAUCAUUUUUGUUCAGUAUCGUUUAUAUUCAUGUCAGAUGUGUUCCCUGUAAAAUACAGAAGGAUUAACUUUUUAAUGAUUUCACUAAAUUUGGGUUUCAUAUAUUUUCCUCCCAUUAGUGAUAAGUAAAAAAUAUAUAUAUAUAAAUUAGGCUUCUACAUAUGGUUUUGAUACAAUAUCAAAUGGUCAGGUACCAGUAAUAAUUACUAGGAAAAUAUGGAUCAAUGCCAGUAUCUGAUCAACUUCCCCCCCCCCCCACCCCUCCCCUAACCCAACAACAAUCAACUGAUAACAAGUUAGGGUUCAUGUUAGGUUAGGGGAGGGGAAGGUGUGUAGUUGAUCAGAUACUGACCUUGACCAAAAAAUAAUAUCCUAAUGUGUGGAAGUAAAAUCAGAUUAUCAAAAUCAGCCAACAGAAGAACAGAUCCAAAAUUUGUGUUGUACUUCUUAAAGUGGUUGCUGAGAUUUUAGAUUAUGGGAGUAUUUUGUUUGAAUGAAGAGUUAAAUCAUUUGCAUUUCUCAUUUAUGUUCUUUAUGUUCUUUAUAAGUUAUUUAUUGAUAUACUGAUUAGUGAAUUACUUAGGAAAUGUAAACCUACAGCUGUAGAAAAUACCCCCAAACAACCUUUGUUUGUGAGUGGUAAUAAGGUUCAUUUAUAUUAUGGCACAUAGGCAUCAUAUAAGCUGAUGUAAAUAGUGUGCUAGACUAAUGUAUGCUAAAAUAUGUGAGGUUAAAAUUCAGUAUUAGUCAGAGUACUUUUCGAUUGAGUCUCAUAAACCUAAACCAAAGUAAUUGCAAGGACUGAUCAGGAGAAAGGAGAAUUCCUUUCAAUGUUAAACUGGUGUAACUGUGAAAAGUGAGGAAAGUGCCAGUGACCAAAUCACAGUUGAUUUCAGUUUUGCAUCUUAUUGGUUGUAACAGUGGAGUGAGUUUUCUGGACCAAGCAAUCCGGGAUUACUUUCAACACUUAUUGAAAAUUUCUCUAAUAAUUUAGUUGUAAGGAUAAUUUUCAAAUCAUGAACAUGAUUAAAACUAGGAAUGAAUUAGAAAUUU
Molecule: messenger RNA, 2173 nt
Organism: Pocillopora verrucosa
Lineage: Eukaryota; Metazoa; Cnidaria; Anthozoa; Scleractinia; Pocilloporidae
Product: TNFAIP3-interacting protein 3-like
Biological process (GO): regulation of transcription by RNA polymerase II; cellular response to lipopolysaccharide
Source: RefSeq, a predicted model, not a curated record